This is a messenger RNA of Microbotryum saponariae, 1077 nucleotides long. Lineage: Eukaryota; Fungi; Basidiomycota; Microbotryomycetes; Microbotryales; Microbotryaceae. The record is from the annotation of a GenBank genome assembly.
AUGCUCCCCUUUGAGGCUUUCAUCUUGAUUGACGACUCGCUCCGCCGCGCCGAGCUCCCGGCACAAGACCGAACUCAUCACGUGACUUUGAACUCGGACUUUCUAUCGCACGGGAAGAGCCAACCAGAAGCAUGCGGAACAACACCGGUUCGUUCUAUAACCUUAGCACGUGCACAAGCGGAAACAUCACCAAGCCCAGCGGCCCUCAAGAGCCCGAGCGACCCGAAGAAAGGUCGAACAACCACACCACCCAGGACCGAGGAUCUCGUGACGGAGCAACACUUGAUCACGCUCCUCCAAAAGCUUGGCCCGACCCUCAAACACUUGCACCUCAGGGAACUCGCCUUCACUUCCUUUCGUCGGCGACACCUCACCCAACUCACACCAUUGCUUUCAAGCUCGAACUUGCAACUUGAAACUCUAACCGUCAUCGGUCGACCCGCAAUCGAGAGCCAAUUCCAGUUCCACGCGCUCGCAUCCAUCCUCCUGUGUCUUCCCAACCUAUCUACACUCGUCAUGCGUCACAUCCGAGCAUCUACACCAGCCCCAAGUGCAGCCAUGGGUAGAAUGCCGUCGUUCAAGCUUGUCUCCAUCUCCGUUCGAGACUGCCCGUCUUUCAUGGCCGAACACUACUAUUGGCUCUUCGCCUCGACGAUGUACGCCGACUCGCUUUGCGUGCUCGACUUUGAAUACCCACAUCCUCGUGCAGCUCCUUUGAGGCCAAUAGCCUGGCUCGGCUGGCCCGUACGGAGCCUGCGUCUAACCACCUCCGCCAAGGGGGUUAUCGAAGGCUUUGCCCAUAAUCUGCCUUCGCUGGAGAGGCUAGAGAUCAAUGCCACAGGAGUCGCGGUCGACAUCAUCGAGCUCUUGGGCAACCUCCAGAAGCCACCGGUCGAAUUGGCGGAUACCUCAAUGGGCGACGAGGACGGAUUCGAUCCGAGAGUCAUGGCCGUUGUGCUCGAAGUGGGGUGGCCACGCACGCAAUUCCGCAAGAUCUGCAUCAGAAGGAGACAAGGGUGGACUCGCUUGGAAGCCGCAUGCAAGGCAAAGGCUGUCGAGUUGAUCGAGUUGAAAUGA